Oryzias melastigma (Indian medaka) is the source of this 2109-nucleotide messenger RNA. RefSeq names its product leucine rich repeat containing 59 (gene lrrc59). Lineage: Eukaryota; Metazoa; Chordata; Actinopteri; Beloniformes; Adrianichthyidae. Gene Ontology annotation, molecular function: protein binding. The record is from RefSeq and is a predicted model, not a curated record. The transcript is spliced from 8 exons. Bases 212 to 1180 code for a protein of 322 amino acids.
GCGCUGUUCGCAGCAGCGUCCCUUCAAUGUUGCUCAAUCAGUGACGUGGACUUUCAUUGAGAGGCAGUCAACGCUGACACAAACCCCGUUUCUGAGGUUCUUCUGUCAAGUUUUCUUCAGAAACACCAGUCAGGCCUCUCCCUGCUCGCAUUUCGACAGACGUACAUAAACGCGGCUUUGUUAUAUAUAUUCAGUAUCAGCAGGCUUCAGGAUGAGCAAAACCAGCAAAGCGUUGAAUCUGAAGGAUAAACUGAGUGGAAAUGAAAUGGACUUGAGCCUGUCUAACCUCUCUGAGGUUCCGGUCAAAGAGCUCGCCCAGCUUUCCAAAGCAACAGUGGUGGAUUUGUCUUGCAAUAACAUCAUCUGCCUUUCUCCAGAUUUCUGCACCUUGACCCACCUGGUGAAACUAGAUCUGAGUAAAAACCAGCUAACCUGUCUGCCGGAUGACUUUGGAAACCUGGUCAACCUUCAGCACCUGGACUUGUACAACAACAAGCUGACCGCCCUGCCUGUCAGUUUUUCCCAUCUCAGGAGUCUAAAGUGGUUGGAUCUGAAGGAUAACCCUCUAGAGCCCAAUUUGGCAAAGGUAGCAGGAGACUGUCUGGAUGAGAAGCAGUGCAAACAGUGUGCCUCCAAGGUUCUGCAGCACAUGAGAGCGAUUCAGGAAGAGGUCGACCACGCGCGAGAGAAGCGUCUUUUAAGAGAAAAAGAGCUGGAAAAGAAAAAAGAGGCGAAGCAGAGGGAACGGGAAGCCAGAGAGAGGGAGGCUCGAAAGCGGGAAAAAGCUGAGGAGAAAGAGCGGAGACGGCAGGAGUACCAGGCCCAGAUGGCAGCUUUGGCGGCAAAGGAGCAGCAAAAAAAGAAGAAUGAGGAGAAGAAGAAGAAAAAUGGACAGGCAGCAGCAGACAAAAAGGCGGCUGUGGAACCUGUGUCUAAACCACGGCGAUCUCUCAUCGGACUGAUGUUUAAGCUCCUCCUCCUCUUGAUGGUGGGUUUAGCCGGGGCUGUUGCCGCCUGCCGGCUGACCGACUUGCAGAAGGAAGCGGCCUGCGUGCCCAUCAACGUUGCCGUGGACGACGGCUUGGCCUGGGCCAAAGUGCAGGGAGGUGUGGUCCGACAGCUGGCGCUGAAUCUGUCCUCCGCUGCAAAGGAGCUUCUUGAAUCUGCAUCAAAAAGCUAAAUGCUCACGUCGGCUCACAUGCCGGCUCGCUUUCAGAGCUGCAGGAUUCUCACUCUAUCCUGUGAAUUCUGGAGUUUUCCUCUCUAACAUCUGGAAAUCACCUGGAGUUCUUACAAAAUGUCUGCACAUAUAGACGUUUGUGGAGGGAGAGAUGUGUGAAACCGUCCUAAAUUCCUAUGGAAUUGUCAUUCUUGUACCCUCUUUGUACUACAGUCUGUUUUUCUUUUUUUUAUAAUCAUCUUUACAGUCUUCCUGCAGCCGACUGUACCAAAGCUGCAGGAAACAUGGUGGGUGAAUGUCAAACAGCCCCGUUUGUGCUGCGCCGGACUCUUAAACUCUGGACUGUCUGAUGUGCAUCUACACAGGCUAGAUGUGACGGUCUGAGCAUGUGCAGUCGAGCACCUUUCUAUUCUCAGGAGUCGAAGCUUAAUGCAAAACAAGAGGCUGUUCCAAAGAUCGUCACGCAUGAGUCCAAACUCCCUCCUGACACGAUCGGUUCUCUCAUGAUCUUUAGAGUCAAAUCUCAAAGAAUACUUCCAUUUUUUUUGUCAGAUUUAUCUUUUAACUCAUUCUAUAAUUUAUUCAAGUGAUUCAGGUUUGAACCCACAGAAAUGAAAAAACUUCUUAAUCUGGAGAAGCUCAAAUCUAAACAUCUGUUUUGAUUUCAGAUUGAAAAAAAUAAUCCUAUUUUAUUAUUCUAAUCAGAUAAAUUUGGAAAAUACAAUAAUACUUAAACGACAUGCUGUUUAAAAUCUGGUCGACCUCUACUGUAAAAAUGUCAUUUAGAUGUUGAUUAAUAAUCUGCUUGUAAAGAAAAAUCAUUUUUUCUGCUUUUUAUUUAUUUCUGAACCGUCUGAGGAGGUAAGACUUUAAAUAUGAAAUUCUGCAUUUAAACUUUCACCAAUAAAGUGUUGAGCUUCAUGUCUGAA